This is a messenger RNA of Rhodotorula graminis WP1, 996 nucleotides long. RefSeq lists its product as uncharacterized. Gene Ontology annotation, biological process: phospholipid biosynthetic process; lipid storage; lipid droplet organization. The transcript is spliced from 2 exons. The record is from RefSeq and is a predicted model, not a curated record. NCBI's taxonomy places the organism in Eukaryota, Fungi, Basidiomycota, Microbotryomycetes, Sporidiobolales, Sporidiobolaceae. The coding region runs from base 1 to 996 and encodes 331 amino acids. Gene Ontology annotation, cellular component: endoplasmic reticulum membrane.
AUGAGCACCACGAUGCACCAGCGCCCACGCCCGGCCGCCAACGCCCACACGGCACCGUCCCGACCCUGGUCACCGCGGCGUCGGUUCAUCAACCUCCUCGUCCUCACCGUCGUCGCAGGGACGACGUGGAGCGUCUACACCACCUCGGCCGCUGCCACCGCCUUCCGCUCGCGCCUACCGGCCCACACGCUCACCCGCCUGAGCGAGAGCGCGACCAAGUUCCCCAUCUCGCUCCCCUUCUUCGCCGACAAGCGCAACGUCCUCAACCAGUGGUACGUCAAGCGGUCGUGGGGCUGGGUCACGGCGCUCUUUGUCGCCUUCAACCUCGCCGUCCUCCUGUUCCCGACCAAGCCUGCCGCCCAGUCGACGUCGCCCUCGACCCCGACCAUCGCCAACGGGCGCAACGUCCCUUCCACCCGCACGGCCGUCCCCUCGGCCCACCUCCUCGCGUCGCUGCGGCGGUACCUCCUCGCGUCACUCGCGUGGUUCUACCUCACGCAGGCGACGUGGUUCGGCACCACGCUCGGGCCAAGCAUCGCGUUCCGCAUCCUGCGCUCGUCGGGCGCCGUGUGCGUCCCGAGCGCGAUCGGGAGCGACCCGUUGAGCUCGCGCGCGGCGGGCGCGGGCCUGCACGCCGACGGGCUCGGCGAUCCCGAGGGCCCGCCCAUGGUGUGCACGGGCGCGAGGGGCGAGUACUGGCGCGGCGGGCACGACGUGAGCGGGCACGCCUUCAUGAUGGUGCACUGCUCGCUCUUCCUCGUCGAGCUCGUGUACCCGCUCCUGCCGGCCCUCUUCCCGCGCCUGUUCUCUGGCGGCGCGCGCGCCAAGGUCCAGCACGUCCACCCGGCGGUCAAGGCGGUCGGCUACGCGGCGUGCGGCGUCAUCGUCCUCUCGGUCGUCAUGCUCGCGGCGACGAGCCUCUUCUUCCACUCGCCGCUCGAGAAGGCGACGGGCACGGCGUUCGGCAUCCUCGGGUGGUACCUCAGCGGGCUCUAG